ACCCUCUUGUGGGACGCAGGAACCUUGGAAAAUCCGGCCUUCGUGUUUCCUGUCUUGGCCUUGGUACGUGGGUCACCUUUGGAUCCCAGAUCUCGGAUGAGAUGGCGGAGAACGUGCUCACCAUUGCUUACGAGAACGGCGUCAACCUCUUCGACACGGCCGAGGUCUACGCUUCUGGCAAAGCUGAGAAAACUUUGGGGAACAUCCUGAAGAGCAAAGGAUGGAGGCGAUCCAGCUACGUCGUCACCACCAAGAUUUACUGGGGAGGCCAGGCCGAGACAGAGAGAGGGUUAUCACGGAAACACAUUAUUGAAGGCUUAAAGGGGUCCUUGCAACGGCUUCAGCUGGAAUACGUGGACAUCGUCUUCGCCAACCGGAUGGAUGCCAACAGCCCCAUGGAAGAGAUCGUCCGGGCCAUGACGUAUGUCAUCAACCAGGGAAUGGCCAUGUACUGGGGGACAUCUCGCUGGAGCGCCAUGGAAAUCAUGGAGGCCUAUUCGGUGGCGCGACAAUUCAACCUCAUUCCACCCGUCUGCGAGCAAGCCGAGUACCACAUGUUCCAGCGGGAUAAGGUGGAGACGCAACUUCCAGAGCUCUAUCACAAGAUCGGGGUGGGAGCCAUCACCUGGUCUCCGCUGGCAUGUGGACUUAUCACAGGAAAAUACGAGGAGAGGGUCCCCGAAAACUGCCGUGCAGCCAUGAAGGGGUACCAGUGGCUGAAGGAGAAGCUGCAGAGCGAGGAUGGGAAGAAGCAGCAGGCGAAAGUGAAGGAACUCCACCCGAUUGCGGAGCGCCUAGGGUGCACGGUGGCGCAGCUGGCGAUCGCCUGGUGUCUCCGCUCGGAAGGUGUCAGCUCCGUCCUUCUGGGGGUCUCCAGCACCGACCAGCUCAUCGAGAACUUGGGCUCAAUUCAGGUCCUCACCCAGCUGACGCCGCAGGUGGUCCAGGAAAUAGACGCUCUCCUGGGUAACAAACCCAAUACGAAGAAAGAGUCCCGGGCGUAGGGACACAUUGACGCCCGGGGCUGUGCACGCUUGUGUCCCUAUGGACUGCGCCUCCUCCUGCCCCUCCUCAGCAGGGUGGGGGCUCCUACCGCCCCCGCCUGUCCGCCCGCCCUGCCCCCCUCCGACAUGCUCUCCCACCAGCUGCUGCCUCGUCAUUUUUGGUGGGGGUGGGCGGGGAAGGGGCCGCUUUUGCGCAUGAACCAAAUAUCCGUAUACUUCCAUGGUGGGUGAAAUAGGGGGCAGGAUUAGGGGGUUACUCUGCCCCACAGGGGCUGCUUAGACAACAGUUCCAAUAUAUGGCAUGCACCACUCAGCUAGGGAACUGGCAGGUGAGGAGAGGCUCACAAUACGCCUGGUUUUGAUUUAUUUUUGGGGGGGGGCAGGCAGGUUAUUGCAAAGGAGGGGGCGGUAUGAAAAUAAGCACACAAUGGGCGUUUGAUGACAAUUCGCUUUUCUGAAUUCGUGAGAAGCAAAACUCUCGUCCCAAGUCCCGUGUCGAUUGUGAGUUAUUCCAUUUAUUUCUCUCUUUUUCCCCCCAGAUCUCUGUUUAGUGUCCCAUUAACACCCACUCACCCCCCUCCCCAUCUCUUGUUGGUUCUGUGAUGGUCUCGAGCAAUUGGGGAACAAUUCAGAGGGUCCCUGGGAUCAACACGUUUUCCUUGGGACUUGCUCAACCAGCCCUUGAAAUGAGGGAGAAAAUGCACAGACCUUCCCACGUUGCUUUUGGGGGGGCACCCUGUCCCAUAUUCGAGCAGAAUGAGGCUUUUCUUCCACCCAGGCAUGGGGCAUUCAAGGGCUCCCCCAGGAUGCCCUUUGCCCAUCCCUGGUCUUGAAAGGACCCUGAAAGGAGACACGUACCAUCCGGGUUCAAGCUCCAUCAGAAUGGACGCGCUGUACCCUGAAGUCUGAACAACUAGCGGGAGUGGCCUUUGGAGUUUCCUGGGCUGGGCAUCGAAUCUUGUCAGGCCCACAGUUGUAUGAAGGGCUCGGGUAGGACACAGCUGGAAGGAUGACCAAAAUCUGGAGAGGACAGAGAGAUGCCCCCUCCAUGACCCCAUCCUGGAUGGAGGCUGCGGAAGGCCCGGCCCGUUCUCUUUUCCCCCAAAUUUAAUAUUCCGGGAAUCCUUCGGCUCAGCCUCCUGCCCUAACUCUUCCGCCAGCCGCCUCCGGCCGUUCCACCGACAUGGCCUCCUGUCCAUGUUUCCAUGGAACUGAAAUAUUUGGGGCUAAGAAGCUGGUGCCGUUGGCUCAGCCCUCGUCAGUAGCCAAGGCAGAGGGCCGGUUGGCCAUCCAACCUCCAUUUUGAGCAAGUGCUCGCCACGUGGUUUGGAGCAGCCUUUCCCAAUUCUGGCUCCUUCCUGACCGGUGUGACUACAACUCCCCCUACAUUGGUCAUGCGGGUUGGGGAUGCUGGGGGAUGUCAUUGGAGACAGAAAAUGGCCAGCGAGCCGUGAGUUUGCAAGGAGGCCCGAUUUUAGAUGGAAGGUGACCGGACCCUGGGCACGGUGCCGAAUUCUAGCCCCAAGUUAAGUUGAGCACCUUGGGUAACCCGUGUAAAGUUCGGACUGAACUCCGGGGCGGAUUCAGAGCUCCUAGCGAACCCUACUAACCAACUUUGGCCCAAGAUAGCCAGAAUGCACUAGGUUGAGGGAGGUUGGGCAAGAGUGGGAGAAAUCCCUUAAGACUGAUCUUUAAGACCCCCUCCCCAUAAGAUUUGUGGCACCUUCGCCUAACACUGUACCUGGUUUACGGAGAGACGUCUCGAUCGAGUAGACUUGUAGUUCU
Molecule: messenger RNA, 2789 nt
Organism: Pogona vitticeps (central bearded dragon)
Lineage: Eukaryota; Metazoa; Chordata; Lepidosauria; Squamata; Agamidae
Source: RefSeq, a predicted model, not a curated record